GGCCCGCCCUCCGAUCUCGUGUACUCUUUCUACUGUGGACAUCACGCAUAUAUACUAGCCCGCUUCUCUUUUUCCUGUAUUUAACAUCCUCUCUCUGACGAUGACGUCCUUCGCGCCGUCGUGUCAGGGUUUAGUACCCACUAUGUGAGGGAUUCAAGCGCCUGCAACCCAUCGAAUCCUGUUGCGGGUUUGUUGGCGCGACGGACAGGUCCGGGUGGGUCACCCGCUAGAGAGACCUGCGGAGUCGUAUACGUGUGGGCCGACCAACAGAAACCUGUGUCCGCGGGCUACAAAUCCUGCUCGUUGGACUUUCUUCACAAACCUAUUCAAAACGACGGUAACGUUGAAUGCAUGUGGUGUGUCCGUCACUGCGUGCAGUAGGCGAACCUGCUUCCUCCGCUGCCGAAACCUUUUCUUGAAACGCCGCCAUGCGCUUACGUCACCCGGAGAGCUUUCGAUCCAGUUCUGUGCCCCGUCUGCUGCGAGUGUUGCAUGCACCGAGAACACUUCAAACGCCGUCUCGUGCGCGACUGGACGGUCUCAAACCCGGCAGAACCCAGCACGCUUCUUACUCGGUCACCCCUUGCAUCGCCGCCCGGUGUAUCUCAUCGCUGUUCUCUGUGCACCUUCCUUCCUACGAGCCAACUGAGCUUCUCUCAGCGACGCGUGCUCCGCCACAGCCCGCUGCCGCUCGGCACUCCUAGCGCCGUCAGGCGAGUUCGCGUAGUCGAGAAACUCGCGUGUCUUGUUUGCCACCAACCGAUCGCCGCGCGCAGCUCGCAGCACCGCCGCUGCAGCCGUCGUUUCUCCCACAGAGAUCAACACCGAUACGCAGCAGCACACCCGUCCCAUUGCGGGUCCACGAAUUCAAGUGUGUCCAGCUUUCGGCUAUGUGCAAUCUCUACUAUUCGAGCUUCUUUUUUUCCACGUCCGCACUCAACGUUCUGGUAUGACGAGACUCAAUGUAAUAGGUGCGAGUGGGGGGCCGCCGUCCGUUCUCGUCCAUCCGAAGAUCCACUCGCGCAUAGGCCCAGGGCACCUCGUCGAGAUUAG
Molecule: messenger RNA, 1053 nt
Organism: Leptomonas pyrrhocoris
Lineage: Eukaryota; Euglenozoa; Kinetoplastea; Trypanosomatida; Trypanosomatidae
Exons: 1
Coding region: 493-1053 (186 amino acids)
Source: RefSeq, a predicted model, not a curated record